Rhineura floridana is the source of this 12227-nucleotide messenger RNA. RefSeq names its product inositol 1,4,5-trisphosphate receptor type 3 (gene ITPR3). The record is from RefSeq and is a predicted model, not a curated record. Gene Ontology annotation, molecular function: inositol 1,4,5-trisphosphate-gated calcium channel activity; inositol 1,4,5 trisphosphate binding. Gene Ontology annotation, cellular component: endoplasmic reticulum; membrane. NCBI's taxonomy places the organism in Eukaryota, Metazoa, Chordata, Lepidosauria, Squamata, Rhineuridae. Bases 273 to 8270 code for a protein of 2665 amino acids. The transcript has 58 exons. Gene Ontology annotation, biological process: calcium ion transmembrane transport.
UUCAUGCAAAUCUCUGGCCGAUUCCUCCCCCCCCCCCAGCACUAGCACCACUUAUUGCUCCGGCUUUGCCUCCUCGUUGCUGUCUAGCCGAACUGCGUCCUGGAUAAGCGUAAGCACGUGUAAACAGGGGGAUCGCUUGACUGAUCCUCUCCUCUCGUGUGGAGGAGUUUUGGGACCACCGGAUCCCGGUGCCCCGCCAGCCACAUGGUGGAUCGCCUAGGUGGGAGUUGAAAGCCGAGAGGAAAAAGGCACCGGGACAAGCCGUUGGAAUCAUGAAUGAGAUGUCCAGCUUCUUGCACAUUGGGGACAUUGUCUCCUUGUACGCCGAGGGGUCGGUCAAUGGCUUCAUCAGCACUUUGGGGCUGGUGGAUGAUCGGUGUGUGGUAGAACCAACAGCUGGUGAUUUGGAUAACCCACCCAAGAAGUUUCGAGAUUGUCUCUUUAGAGUAUGUCCCAUGAACCGCUACUCCGCCCAGAAGCAGUACUGGAAAGCCAAACAAACAAAGCAAGACAAGGACAAGAUUGCUGAUGUGGUGCUGUUACAGAAACUUCAGCAUGCAGCCCAGAUGGAGCAGAAGCAGAAUGAAACAGAGAAUAAGAAGGUGCAUGGGGAUGUGGUGAAGUAUGGAAGUGUCAUACAGCUUCUCCACAUGAAGAGUAACAAAUACCUGACUGUUAACAAGCGCCUCCCUGCCCUAUUGGAGAAGAAUGCCAUGAGGGUGACACUCGAUGCCACAGGCAAUGAAGGCUCCUGGCUUUUCAUUCAACCAUUUUGGAAACUGAGGAGCAAUGGAGAUAAUGUAGUUGUUGGAGACAAAGUGAUUCUGAAUCCUGUGAAUGCUGGACAGCCACUACAUGCCAGCAACUAUGAACUUGCUGAUAACCCUGGAUGCAAAGAGGUGAACUCUGUCAAUUGCAACACCAGCUGGAAGAUCAACUUGUUUAUGCAGUUUCGGGACCACAUGGAGGAAGUGCUUAAAGGGGGGGAUGUAGUCAGGUUGUUUCAUGCAGAGCAGGAGAAAUUUCUUACUUGUGACGAAUACAAGGCCAAGCUGCAUGUUUUUCUUCGAACCACCUUGCGACAAUCAGCCACAUCAGCCACAAGCUCCAAUGCACUCUGGGAAGUUGAGGUGGUCCAUCAUGAUCCCUGUCGUGGUGGAGCUGGGCACUGGAAUGGCUUAUACCGCUUCAAGCACCUUGCCACUGGGAACUAUCUAGCAGCAGAGGAAAACCCCAGUUACAAAGGAGACACUGGCGAGCCAAAGUCCUCGGCUGGAACCAAUCGCUGCAGUCGGAGAUACACAGGGGAAAAGAUCAAGUAUCGACUGGUGGCUGUGCCUCAUGGCAAUGACAUUGCUUCCCUUUUUGAACUGGAUCCCACUACACUGCAGAAGACUGACUCCUUUGUCCCCCGGAACUCCUAUGUUCGAUUGCGUCACCUCUGCACCAACACCUGGAUCCAGAGUACCAAUGUACCCAUUGAUGUUGAUGAAGAGCGACCCAUUCGCCUCAUGCUUGGCACAUGCCCCACCAAGGAGGACAAAGAGGCUUUUGCCAUUGUCUCCGUGCCAGUGUCAGAAAUCCGUGACCUGGACUUUGCCAAUGAUGCCAGCUACAUGUUAGCCAAUGUGGUGGAGAAGAUGAAUGAAGGAUUCCUCAGCCAGAAUGACCGGAGGUUUGUGAUCCAACUGCUGGAGGACUUGGUUUUCUUCGUCAGCGAUGUACCCAACAAUGGGCAGAAUGUUUUGGAUAUAGUUGUUACCAAGCCUAACCGGGAGAGGCAGAAACUCAUGAGGGAGCAGAACAUUCUGAAACAGAUCUUUGGGAUCCUGAAAGCUCCAUUCAAGGACAAGGGUGGGGAAGGUCCACUUGUGCGUCUGGAAGAGCUGUCUGACCAGAAGAAUGCUCCCUACCAGUACAUGUUCCGGCUCUGCUACAGGGUAUUGCGGCACUCCCAGGAGGACUAUCGUAAGAACCAGGAACACAUCGCCAAGCAGUUUGGCAUGAUGCAGUCCCAGAUUGGCUACGAUAUCUUGGCAGAGGAUACCAUCACUGCCCUCUUGCACAACAACCGCAAGCUGCUCGAAAAACACAUCACCAAGACGGAGGUGGAGACCUUUGUGAGCUUGGUGCGAAAGAACCGAGAACCCAGGUUUUUAGACUAUCUAUCGGAUUUGUGUGUGUCAAACCAUGUAGCCAUUCCUGUCACCCAGGAGCUGAUCUGCAAAUGUGUACUGGACCCCAAAAACACUGACAUCCUGAUCCAGACUGAGUUGAGGCCCGUGAAGGAGAUGUCCCAGACUCAUGAGUACUUGAGUAUUGAAUUUUCUGAGGAGGAGGUUUGGCUAACUUGGAGUGACAGAAACAAUGAUCACCAUGAAAAGAGCAUCCGGCAGCUAGCUCAGGAAGCACGAGCAGGCAAUGCCCAUGAUGAGAACAUUCUGAGCUACUAUAGAUACCAGCUGAAGUUGUUUGCCCGCAUGUGCAUGGACAGGCAAUACUUGGCCAUUAAAGAAAUCUCCAAGCAACUGGGAGUGGAGCUAAUCUUCCUCUGCAUGGCAGAUGAGAUGCUGCCCUUUGACCUCCGGGCCUCCUUCUGCCAUCUUAUGCUACAUGUUCAUGUGGACAGGGAUCCACAGGAGAAGGUGAUGCCUGUGAAGUUUGCACGUCUGUGGACUGAGAUCCCUACAGCCAUCACCAUCAAAGACUAUGAUUCCAAUGUGAAUUGCUCAAGGGAUGACAAAAAGAAUAAGUUUGCCAGCACAAUGGAAUUUGUGGAGGAUUAUCUCAACAAUGUGGUCAGCGAGGCAGUGCCCUUUGCUAAUGAGGAGAAGAACAAACUGACUUAUGAGGUUGUCAGUCUUGCCCACAACCUCAUCUACUUUGGCUUCUACAGCUUCAGUGAGCUGCUGCGCCUGACACGGACUCUUCUUGGGAUCAUAGACUGUGUCCAGAAUCCUCAGCUGAUGAUGCAGGCCAUGUACAAUGAUGAUAUGACUGGGAAGAAUGUCCGGAAAUCUAUUCAUGGUGUUGGUCAGAUGAUGUCUACUAUGGUGCUGAACAGGAAGCAGUCCAUCUUUGGUUCUUCAAACAUGCCUGCUGUGGUAGUUCCUGAACCUGCUGAUAGAGGAAGGAGCAUAGAAAAUGAAAACAUUGUGGUGAUGGAAACAAAGCUGAAAAUUCUGGAGAUUUUGCAGUUCAUCUUGAAUGUACGGCUGGAUUACAGGAUCUCCUAUUUGCUCUCUGUCUUCAAGAAAGAAUUUGUGGAGGUCUACCCCAUGCAGGACAGUGGGGCUGAUGGAACAGCUCCAGCCUUUGACUCCACAACUGCAGCAAUGAACUUGGACCGGAUUGGUGAGCAGGCAGAAGCCAUGUUUGCGGUUGGGAAAACAAGCAGCAUGUUAGAAGUGGAUGAUGAAGGAGGGCGGAUGUUCCUUCGUGUGCUGAUCCAUUUGACCAUGCAUGAUUACCCCCCACUUGUCUCGGGUUCCCUUCAGCUCCUCUUCAAACAUUUCAGCCAGAGGCAGGAGGUCCUGCACACCUUUAAGCAGGUUCAGCUACUUAUCUCUGCUCAGGAUGUUGAGAACUACAAAGUGAUCAAGUCAGAGCUGGACAAACUGCGCAUGAUGGUGGAGAAGUCAGAGCUCUGGGUGGAAAAGAAGGGCAGCUCCAAGGGGGAAGAUGGACAAGAAGGGGAGAAGAAGGAGAAGAAAGAGCGUACCACAGACGAGGAGCCUGGGACCCCUGGAGAAAAAAGCAGUGAGAACUACCAACUGGUAAAAGGGAUUCUGGAACGGCUCAAUAAAAUGUGUGGGGUUGGUGAGCAGAUGCGAAAGAAGCAGCAGCGCUUGCUGAAGAAUAUGGAUGCCCACAAAGUGAUGCUGGACCUGCUGCAGAUCCCGUAUGAAAAGGGUGACAACAAGAUGUUGGAGAUUUUGAGGUUAACCCACCAGUUCCUACAGAAGUUCUGUGCUGGCAACCAAGAAAAUCAGGCCCUGCUACAUAAGCAUCUCAACUUGUUCCUCACUCCUGGGUUGCUGGAGGCAGAGACAAUGCAGCACAUCUUCCUGAACAACUAUCAGCUGUGCUCUGAGAUCAGCGAAACGGUGCUACAGCAUUUCAUCCACUGCCUGGCCACGCACGGGCGCCAUGUACAGUACCUUGACUUCCUGCAUACUAUCAUCAAGGCUGAGAGCAAGUACAUAAAGAAGUGCCAGGACAUGAUCAUGACUGAGCUGACAAAUGCUGGGGAUGACGUGGUGGUGUUUUAUAAUGAUAAGACCUCCCUAGUCAACAUGUUGGAGAUGAUGACAGCAGCCCGAGAUGGAGUAGAGGAGAACAGCCCCCUCAUGUAUCACAUCUCUCUGGUGGAUCUGCUGGCAGCCUGCGCUGAAGGCAAAAACGUCUACACAGAAAUCAAGUGCACAUCUCUACUUCCGCUGGAGGAUGUGGUGCGAGUGGUCACUCACGAAGACUGCAUCACGGAGGUGAAGAUUGCUUACGUCAACUUUGUCAACCAUUGCUAUGUGGACACAGAGGUAGAGAUGAAGGAGAUCUACACUAGCAACCACAUCUGGACGCUGUUUGAGAACUUCACCCUUGACAUGGCCAGGGUGUGCAAGAAACGUGAGAAGCGCUUAGCGGAUCCGCCUUUGGAGAAGUACGUGCUCACUGUGGUGCUGGACACCAUCAAUGCCUUCUUCAGCUCCCCUUUCUCUGAGAACAGCACCUCACUACAGACCCACCAGACUAUUGUUGUGCAGCUCCUCCAGUCUACCAUGAGGCUGUUGGAGUGUCCUUGGCUGCAGCAGCAGCACAAGGGCUCUGUGGAAGCUUGUAUCCGCACGCUGGCUAUGAUUGCCAAGAGCCGCUCCAUUGCAUUACCCAUGGACCUUGAUGCCCAUGUCAGCUCCCUGCUGAACAGCAGCUCCAUCAGCAACGCACAACGGAAUACCUCCAACUACAAGACAGCCUCGCGUGCUUUUCCUCGUGUCUCAGCUACAGCCAACCAGUGGGACUACAAGAACAUAAUUGAGAAGCUGCAGGACAUCAUCAAUGCCUUAGAGGAGCGCUUGCAGCCCCUGGUAGAAGCUGAACUUUCAGUCCUGGUGGAUGUCCUGCACCGUCCAGAACUGCUUUUCAUGGAAGGCACUGAGGCCUACCAGCGUUGCGAAAGUGGUGGCUUCCUCUCCAAAUUGGUCCAGCAUACCAAAGACCUGAUGGAAUCUGAGGAGAAGCUUUGCAUUAAGGUGCUCAGGACACUGCAGCAGAUGCUAGUGAAGAGGAACAAAUAUGGAGAGAGGGGAAACACAUUGAGGAAAAUGCUUUUGGCUAAUUAUUUGCAAACCAAAAGAUCUGGCUCCAAAGGGGAGAUUGUUGAUCCUUCUGGAACUGGCCAAGACCAGGAUUGGUCAGUCAUUGCUACCAUUCAGUGCCGGCUGGACAGAGAAGGGGCCACCAAGCUGGUGUCAGACCUGAUCAUGAACACUAAACAUGAGAAGAUUUUUCAGGAAAGUAUCCGCUUGGCCAUCCGACUGCUUGAUGGGGGCAACACAGAGAUACAGAAAUCAUUCUACAACUUGAUGACCAGUGACAAGAAGUCAGAAAAAUUCUUUAAAGUUUUGCAUGACCGGAUGAAGAAGGCUCAGCAGGAGGUCAAGUCUACGGUGACAGUGAACAUGAGUGAUAUUGGUAACAAGCCUCAUGAGGACAAAGACUCCCCUGAGCACAGCAGCAAAGGAGGAGUCACAACUUUCAUGCUGCCCAGUGCUCCAUCCCGUUACCCAAUGGGUGUAGGGUUCCGGACUGGCCAUGAUGCAAGAGACAGAAGCCAGAACAAUGAAAUGGGUGUGUCAGUUUUGAUCAUGGAGCCAAUUCUUCGCUUCCUGCAGCUGUUGUGUGAGAAUCACAACCGGGAUCUCCAGAACUUCCUUCGCUGCCAAAACAAUAAGACCAACUACAAUUUGGUGUGCGAAACCCUGCAGUUUCUGGAUAUUAUGUGUGGUAGUACCACAGGACGGCUGGGCUUGUUGGGCCUCUACAUCAAUGAAUACAAUGUGGCCCUCAUCACCCAGACUCUAGAGACACUGACAGAAUAUUGCCAGGGACCCUGUCAUGAGAAUCAGAGCUGCAUUGUGACCCAUGAGUCAAAUGGCAUUGACAUAAUCACAGCCCUGAUCCUCAGUGACAUCAGUCCCCUCUGCAAGUACCGAAUGGACUUGGUUCUUCAACUAAAGGACAAUGCCUCCAAGCUUUUGCUGGCCCUGAUGGAGAGUAGGCAUGACAGUGAGAAUGCUGAGCGGAUUCUCAUCAGCCUCCGGCCCCAAGAGCUGGUUGAUGUCAUUAAGAACGCCUAUCUUGAAGAAGAAGAGUGUGAGACCUUGGAGGUUUCUCCUCGGGAAGUUGGACACAACAUCUACAUUUUAGCCCUACAGCUCUCUCGGCACAACAAGCAGCUUCAGCAUCUCCUUAAACCUGUGAAACGGAUUCAGGAGGAGGAAGAAGAGGGGAUCUCUUCUAUGCUCAUCCUACACAACAAGCAGCUGACCCAGAUGUUGAAAUCAACAACUCCUGUCCAAGAGGAAGAGGAAGAUCCAUUAGCAUAUUAUGAGAAGCACACAUCUCAGAUAGAGAUUGUGCGCCUGGACCGGAGCAUGGAGCAGAUUAUCUUCCCGGUGCCCAACAUCUGCGAGUUCCUGACGAAAGAGACGAAAUACCGUCUAUUUACCACAACAGAGCAGGAUGAUCAGGGCAGCAAAGUCAGUGAUUUCUUUGAGCAGUCGUCCUUUCUCCACAACGAAAUGGAAUGGCAGAAGAAACUGCGCAGCAAUCCACUGAUGUACUGGUUCUCCCGCAGAAUGACACUCUGGGGAAGCAUUUCCUUCAACCUGGCUGUCUUCAUAAACAUCAUCAUUGCUUUAUUCUAUCCUUAUGUCGAGGCAUCCUCAAUGGGGUUGUUAGAUUCCCCGCUGAUCCCACUGCUCUCCUGGUUUUUAAUCUGCUUCUCCAUUAUGGCUCUGUUUACCCGACGCUAUGGUGUCAGACCGCUCCUUGUGGCAUUGAUCCUGCGAUCUAUCUACCACCUGGGCAUUGGACUCACUCUGAACAUACUGGGAGCUCUCAAUCUGACAAAUAAGAUUGUGUUCGUGGUAAGCUUUGUUGGCAACCGUGGGACAUUCAUCCGAGGAUACAAGGCCAUGAUCAUGGAUAUGGAAUUUCUCUAUCAUGUUGCCUAUAUCCUGACCAGUGUCUUGGGGAUCUUUGUACAUGAACUUUUCUACAGCAUCUUGCUGUUUGACUUGAUCUACCGUGAGGAGACCUUAUUUAAUGUCAUCAAAAGUGUGACGCGUAAUGGACGCUCCAUCCUGCUGACAGCCCUUUUGGCCCUCAUCCUCGUCUACCUCUUCUCCAUAGUAGGCUUCCUCUUUCUGAAAGAUGACUUCAUUCUCGAAGUAGAUCCACUGCCCAACAUCAAAUCUAAAGGUACCCCUUUAGGGAUGCAAGUAAACAUGGACACUUUUAUGGAGUCGUGCAGUAAUGAUAAAAUUAGCUGCUCUUCUGGUGUUGCUAAGCCUGAAGCAAUGGAAGAAGAGGAUGAGGAUAAUACAGAGCGUGCCUGCGACACACUGCUUAUGUGCAUAGUCACUGUCCUGAAUCAUGGCCUCAGAAAUGGAGGUGGUGUGGGUGACAUCCUCAGGAAGCCAUCCAAGGACGAGUCUCUCUUCCCUGCCCGUGUGAUCUACGACCUCCUCUUCUUCUUCAUUGUCAUAAUCAUAGUCCUCAACCUCAUCUUUGGUGUCAUCAUUGAUACCUUUGCAGAUCUGAGGAGUGAGAAGCAGAAAAAAGAAGAAAUCCUGAAGACAACAUGUUUUGUAUGUGGACUUGAAAGGGACAAGUUUGACAACAAGACUGUAUCCUUUGAAGAGCACAUUAAAUUUGAGCACAACAUGUGGAAUUAUUUAUACUUCAUAGUACUGGUGCGAGUGAAGAAUAAGACUGACUAUACAGGGCCUGAGAGCUAUGUCGCACAAAUGAUAAAGAACAAAAACCUGGACUGGUUCCCUCGGAUGCGAGCCAUGUCACUAGUCAGCAAUGAAGGCGAAGGGGAGCAGAAUGAGAUCCGUUGUCUGCAGGAUAAACUUAAUUCUACCAUGAAACUGGUAUCCCACCUCACAUCACAGCUGAACGAGCUGAAGGAGCAGAUGACAGAGCAAAGGAAGCGAAGACAGCGGAUGGGUUUUGUGGAUGUCCAAAACAGCUUGAACCACUGAGAUAGUAAAAACAAUUUCACCAAACUAAAACUAUAAUAUACAUAUGCACUUCCUGAGGAUGGUAUUUGGUACAAAGAAAGCUGAUUGAAGUCAUGAUGAUUCAUACUGUGGAGUACCAGCACCAUCUCCUGUUCAUCUCCAGUAGGGCUGAUUGCAUUUUAUUCAACAAGAGACCGGAAGGUGACAGCUAGCAGGAUGUGUUGCUUCAUAUGGAUUAAUAGUUUACCAUACAUUUGGGAGCUUUGUUGCUCCUUAUGAUAACUGUUGCUACAACGGGUUAUCUGUCUCCAUGCACUACAUUUUAAUGGCUUCACAGCCAGGUGCAAAUAGGAUUGACACUGUCACUAGCAAGUAGUAAUUUGCUAUAUUUUAACUUAUUUUAGAAGAGCCCAUGAAAUUCAACAUAUAUGAAUCUCUCUUUACAAGCUUGUCAUCUCAAAUUUUCUGGAGUCACUGGGAUUUUUCUUCAUCUCUAGAAUCCUAUUUAAGCAGAGAAGAAAUUGCACAAACAUUUAUUUUAACACUUCAACUGAAGAUGGGUGGCAGAUUUCAUUUUUGGGAAAUGAAAUUGCAUUUGCUUUCCAUGGAGAGACUUUGUCAACAUUAGUGGGAGAUUGCAUGUUCAUGCUGCGCUGCGAAAGAGCAAUCUAUUCCCCCCCCUUCCCCAUACAACAGGUUGGAAGACAGUGCACACCAUGGCUUUGCUUGUAGACAAUUAAAUGGUUGUAGAGUAGGAAUAUUUCAGUUGGCUAAUGCAAGGUACCAGUAAUACAAUCAUCAGAAUGGAUACUGAAGGUCCCCUGAAUACAGUUAGUUACAUAAGUAAGGGGGUGGAGAUAUAAAGGGGGGGAGGACAAUAUUCCAGAGAAAUGUCAUGUAACAAAAUAUAUUCCAAACUGCAGCAUUAAAGGCCUGGAUGUGAAUUUAGAACAGCCUAUUCCAACCAAAUAUCUCCAGAUGCUCUGGACUAUACCUCCCAUUGCCCAUUCUGGCUUGGACAGUUGGAGUCUACCACCAUGUGGAGGACACCAGCUGCCAAAAAAGGCUGAUUUAGAAGUUCCCAAAUCAACACAUCCUUCCUCAAAGCUCCAUUGGACUGCUGUGUAAUAUGAAAAAAAUGGCAAGUUGUGCUUCAACAGUUGGAUUACAACUCAAACCUAACGGCAAAUACAGUGAACCAAAGGGUUAUUAGUUACAAUUCAAGAUUGGUCUGUAAGGGUUGCCACUUUGUUCAGGGAGAUAAGGGAGUAUGAGGAAUGAAAAAUUUCUUGCUCCAGCCCAUAUAAGCCUUUCCAUUCCUUUUGCCUUGACCAAAGCAGGGCAUGCCUCAAUGGUACAUAUUACUGCUGUGCAGAGAUUUAAGAGGAGAAAAGGAUUUCACUAACUAGGAGUGCAACUUUGCCAUUUCUCUUGCUCUAGUAUGUUUUACAUUGUUUAAAUUUUAAUAUGAGAACUUCCUUAAAUUAAUACACAAAAACCAAAUAAAAUGGAAAGGAGAAGGAAUAAUUUCUUGAUAUGCUUGCUGGUAAACUGCAAGCUUGUCAGACAAUCAUGUUUGAGUAGUUUUCUAAAGAGCUGCUGGAUUAGUUACAUUCUGCUUGGCACUGAAGCCAUUUAAGCUAGCAUUUCAGGCAUGUCCUUUUCUGCAGGUUUUCCUAGAAUGCUCUGACAGUACCUGCUAAGCUUACCACAAGAUUCCAAGUGUAUGGAGGCUCAUUCUGAGCCUUCUGUGCUAGAAGGUCUAUUGAUCCUAGCUGUUUUGGAUUGAGAAAUAAAAGUAGACACUGUUUGUAUUGUAGGGGAUGGUAGACAAUUUAUUUUGGGCAGCUUAUCUACUGUAACCCUUUUUUUACAGCACCUGGCAUUCCAAUAAAACCACACGAAGUCAUUAAAAGGGAGUAAGACAAGGCCACACCUCUAUCCAGUAUAGUGUCCAUAUUUGGUUGGGAAUAUUUUCUUUGAACUCUAAAAAGUUGUGAAAUACAAUUGCACAUCAACUGCAAGAUGAUAUUCAACAACAUAUAUGCCUCUCUCCAAAGAACACAGAAACACCUAGUCUAAGAAUGGCAACCAUGUCACCACAGUGUUCUGCAAAUAUAUCUAAAGACUUCCUAAUAUCCUCUCAUAAACUAAUUAACCAAGUGGGGGACUUUCUUGUCUCAAUCCAGAGUAGCUUCUCCCCACGUGUUCAUCAAUACCCAAAGCACUGUCCCUGAAAGACAAGCAGUUUUGAGAUGAGAUGCCAAAACCAUCUCUCUUGUUUAAGAAAGUUCAACAUCAUCAUAUGUAAGCAAAUGGAAAAAAAAACUUGUUUCAUAAAGCUGAAGUAAAGUGUUUUAGGAAAAUCUGUUAGGGUGAAAAAGUUAUCAUUUGGAAUCUUCUUCAGAAUUCUUGGCAGAGAAUUUUUCACGUAACUUUGUCCAUUUUCCUUUCUUUGCUUCUUCCAUCUGUUUCAAGCUAUCUGCAAGGAAGGGGUGGGGGUGGAAAAAGGAAUAUAGUUUUCAUUAUAAAAUAUAUUUUCUAACUGUUUCUUCAAGAGGCUACUUCACACAAUAACAUGGUUAUAUAUGCAUGUUUACCAUCCUGUACACACAUGAAAGGGACCCACAGUCAAUCCUAGCUAUCUGGCACAUGUGCAGUUCAUAUGGCUGAACACUCACAUUAAUUGUGCACAGGUACUCCAUUUAAAAAACUAUAAGACGUGAAGCAGCCAUUCAUUUCCAUUUAAAUAAAUUUUUGUUCCACUGCCUGGGGCAGACCUGUUUUUUUUAUUCUUAACAGUACAAGCGGAGCUAGCAAAAACUAGCAUUUUACACACUGCAGCCAGAAUAGAAGCCUGCAAUAGCUGUAAGACACUUCAGAAUUGUUCAAAUACACUGUUUCCAUAAAGUCUCUGUGCAGAUACAUAGUUAACUAAAAUAAAUCAUACUACAGUAUAACAGAAAACUCUUGAACUGUAACAAGUAAAACCAAGCAGAGAAAGAAUCUUCGACACAGGAUAAUGUGCAUUUAACUUUAACUAUUCUUGCUUGUAUUUCUUGGGCCCAAAGCAGAACCCAUUAUUUAUUUAUUUAUUUAUUUUAUUUAAUUUAUAUACCGCCCUAAGCCCAAGGGCUCUCUGGGCGGUGUACAUAAAAUAAAACAGUCAGGAAUAUAUAAAUACAAUAAUACAAUAAAAUCAAGCCAACAAAGGUAAACAAAAAUAAUCAAACAGCAGCAAAAUACAACAAUACAUAUAAUAAAACGCAUUAAUGCAGGAAGGUUGGAAACCAACAAAACCUGUUGAUUACUGUUGUCUUUCCUACACUAAAUGUCUGUCGGUCUUUGUCUGGGUACAUACCCUCCCUUCUUCAGACUUGUGUGUCUCAUGCGCAGGGCAAUUAAACACUGAAAACUUGUAUCACUGAAAGCCCUAUUUCUGUCCUCACAGGAUUGGAGCCAAAACAGGGUCACUGAGAAGCAAAAAGGUAUUAGCAUGCUCAGAUGGACCCUGAAGUAUGCAAUAGUACGCAAUUCAGCUUUACUGGAUAUCCCUGAGUUCUAGUGUUAAGAGGGAGAAAAACUUUUCUCUAUCCACUUUCUCCAUACCAUGCAUAAUUUUAUACACUUCUAUCAGAUUGCUUCUUACUUGCCUUUUGUCUUAACUAAAAAGCCUCAAAUGCUAUAAAUUUUCCUCAUAGAGGAGUUGCUACAUCCCCUUGUUUAUUCUAAUUGCCCUUUUCUGAAUAUUUUCCAAUGCUACAAUAUCCUUUUUGAGGUGAAGCAACCAGAACUGUACACAGUAUUCCAAAUACAGUCAUGCCUGACUUGCAUAACAGCAUUAUGAUAUUAGCAGUUUUAUUUUCAAUUCCUUUCCUAAGGGUCUCUAGCAUGGAAUUUGCCUUUUUACAGCUGCUGCACACUGGGUUGACGUAUUUAGCAAGCUAUCCAUUACAACCCCAAGGUCUCAUUCCGGGU